AUGGGCACCGCUUGUCGAUACUCAAGGAGUGUCCAAAUCAGUCAAGAGCAUAGCAUCAUAGACUUAGAAUAUGCUGAUGAUGUGGUCCUUUUUGCUGAUAGUUAUGACGAAAUGCAAGUAAUGCUAAAUAACGUGUCAGAAACUACAGCAAGAAUAGGACUCACGAUCAACGUAGUGCCCGAUUUCAAAUACCUUGGGUCCACUCUAAUACCAAAUGGGCAGGCAAAAGAUGAUAUAACAACUCGGAUUACGGCAGGUAGAAAUGCUUUCUUCCGGUUGACGAAAUCUUUAUGA
This is a messenger RNA of Dracunculus medinensis (Guinea worm), 294 nucleotides long. The record is from the annotation of a GenBank genome assembly. NCBI's taxonomy places the organism in Eukaryota, Metazoa, Nematoda, Chromadorea, Rhabditida, Dracunculidae.